UUCGCUGCGUCUUUGUGCAUUUCGCCUCCUUUAGCAGCCAAUGCUCUUCCGAGAAUCUGCAAGGGGACCACGGCCAAGCAGAGGGGAAGGAUCCUCCCACGCCGGGGAGACCGAAGGGCAUCGCUUUCCGCGCCGCGACCGCUGCUGAUCCCGGAGUGCUGACACCCCAGGGAUGUGAGUGCGCCCCCAACCCUGAGGCCCACACUCCACGCCCCGCUUCCCGGCCUGCCCCCCAGAGGACUCCUGUCUGCAGCCCCCGCUUCUCUCUCAGGCUCUCUCAGAGCAUGCUGCCUGUGGCCAUGAAGAGCCUCGGCCUGGCACUGCUGGCCUUGCUGCUGUGCCCCUCGCCGGCCUAUGGCCUGUGGUGCCAGGACUGCACCCUGGCCAAUUCCAGCCAUUGCGCCCCGAAGCAGUGCCAGCCGACUGAUACCGUUUGUGCCAGCGUGCGGAUUACUGACCCCAGCAGCAGUAAGACUGGACCUGGCAGGAAGGAUCAUUCUGUGAACAAGAUGUGCGCGUCCUCCUGCGAAUUCGUUAAGCGGCACUUUUUCUCAGACUAUCUGAUGGGGUUCAUUAACUCUGGAAUCUUAAAAGUCGACGUGGACUGCUGCGAGAAAGAUCUUUGCAAUGGGGCGCCAGCAGUGGGGCGUAGCCCCUGGGCCCUGGCUGGGGGGCUCCUGCUGAGCCUGGGGCCUGCUCUCCUCUGGGCUCAGCCCUGAGGCCCCUCCCUCCCUCCUGCAGGGCCUUGGAGCUUGUCCCCUGAGCCAGUUGCUGCCCCGUCCCCAGCCUGGCCUGGCUAGGGUUGGGACAGCAAGAGCUUGGCAACAAGGUCUGUGGCUCUCAACCUCCCUAGAUGUGAGCCUUCUCCGUUUCCCCACCAGCUCCAUAUCCCGGGCAGCUGGACA
Arvicola amphibius (Eurasian water vole) is the source of this 905-nucleotide messenger RNA. It is a transcript of the gene Ly6h, whose product is annotated as lymphocyte antigen 6 family member H. The transcript is spliced from 5 exons. The record is from RefSeq and is a predicted model, not a curated record. Gene Ontology annotation, molecular function: acetylcholine receptor binding; acetylcholine receptor inhibitor activity. Gene Ontology annotation, biological process: acetylcholine receptor signaling pathway. Gene Ontology annotation, cellular component: plasma membrane. NCBI's taxonomy places the organism in Eukaryota, Metazoa, Chordata, Mammalia, Rodentia, Cricetidae. Bases 285 to 719 code for a protein of 144 amino acids.